Nerophis lumbriciformis (worm pipefish) is the source of this 1460-nucleotide messenger RNA. Lineage: Eukaryota; Metazoa; Chordata; Actinopteri; Syngnathiformes; Syngnathidae. The record is from RefSeq and is a predicted model, not a curated record.
UCAUCACAGUCAAAGUGAGGAGAACAGAGGGGCGGAGCUUGUAAGUCAACACAUCACAGAAGCUGAUGGAGAGCAUUGUGAAGAUAUCAAGUCAGAACCAGACAGCAUCUUUGCUCCACUGUCAGACAUGGACCACAUGAUGUCACACUCUUCUGAUCACAGUGACCACAUCCAAAAACCUUUGGAGAGUAAAAAUGACUCUAAAGGUGAUACGAGACAUCACACUAACAACAAACACUUUGACUGCUCUGAAUGUGGGAAAUCAUUUAGACUGAAGACUAAUUGUACAGUACACAUGAGAACACAUACUGGAGAGAAACCUUUUACUUGCUCCGUUUGUAAGAAGAGCUUCUCCACAAAGCAAAGCAUGACCACACACAUGAGAACACACACUGGAGAGAAACCUUUUGCUUGCUCAGCUUGUGCUAAAAGAUUCAACAAAAAGAAUGACAUGAUAUUACACAUGAGAACACACACAGGUGAGAAACCUUUUACUUGCUCUAUUUGUAAGAAGAGUUUCUCCAGAAAGGAAUGCAUGACCACACACAUGAGAACACACACUGGAGAGAAACCUUUUACUUGCGCUGUUUGUAAGAAGAGUUUCUCCAGAAAAGAUUUCAUGACCACACACAUGAGAACACACACUAGAGAGAAACCUUUUACUUGCUAUGUUUGUAAGAAGAGUUUCUCUAGAAAGGAACAUAUGACCAAACACUUGAGAACACACACUGGAGAGAAACCUUUUACUUGCUCUGUUUGUAAGAAGACUUUCUCCAGAAAGGGUGACAUGACCACACACAUGAGAACACACACUGGAGAGAAACCUUUUACUUGCUCUGUUUGUAAGAAGAGUUUCUCCAGAAAGGGUGACAUGACCAUACACAUGAGAACACACACUGGAGAGAAACAUUUUGCUUGCUCAGCUUUUGCUAAAAGAUUCAACACUAAGAAGAAAAUUAUAUUACACAUGAGAACACACACUGGAGAGAAACCUUUUGCUUGCUCAGUGUUAGAAUAAUUAUGUAUAUAUUAUCACACUAACUUUAGUAUGCUUAAAGUUUGUUGCUUUAGUUAUUAGUUAUUGUGCUCAAGUUAGACUUUUCUAUUUGUGCAAGGACAAAAACUUCUUGUCUGAGGGGUGGCCUCAGCCACAGAUGUUAUCUUUGUUUUAGCCCGCUAACAGCCAAGGACUUCAAGGAACUCAACGCAGAUAAGACGACAACACGCAGACGAAGCAGAGACUUGAAGGACCUCAAUGAAGAUAAGAUGACAACACGCAGACGAAGCGGAGACAAGGCGAAAUCACAAGGCCCCCACCACAUUCUGUCACGUGUUGUGCGUCCUGGACCUGCUUUGCAUAAUAUAUGUGACCACUCCUUUUAGAGGCGGCCUCAGUGAUGUUGACUGUGGAACUCUUGAAUAAAUAGAGGGACGCGGGAGCUGAACCUUAGAGCGUAGGC